AUGGCCUGCAUAGCUGCAGCUGUGGCGCAAAGUUCGACAACUGAACCAAGGGCAAACGUUUGCAUUGACGAUGAUGCAGAUGAGGAAGUGUGCAUCCAGCCGUCCAGCACCAACAAUACUCGACCUUCGAAACGCCGCAAAGGCGCCGCUGUGACGCUUGUGGAGUCCGAUUCUGACAGCUCCAGCUCAGUUUCAUCUCGCAGCCGGACUCUGAAGCGUCGCGGUGGUGCCGCGGCGGCUGCUGCACUGCUGUCGCAGUCAGCCCCGGUGGAUGUGGACGAGGCUUCCCGGCUUGUAUCGCGCACGCUUUCAUUUCCGACGAGCUUUGCCGGACCCUUGCAGCACGAGGGUGGCCUCGUGGCUGUCAUGGCUGAAUCUGGUGCCAACAUCAGUGUGCAGCAGGGGGCGAGCCCGACAGACACGGCCGUCUGUGUGGAAGGUACCAGCGAAGCCGUUGGCAAAGCUGCCGUGCAGAUCCAGCAGAUGUUUGACGACUUCACGGAGGCUGAGAAAAAGGCAAAACUGCUGGCUGACAGCGAGCACAUGGAUCAGGUGGAAAUCCCGCAGAAGGUGCUGAGCGCCGCGGUCGGCCCCAACGGUUCGGACUUGCCAAAGGUGCGCGAGCGCUGCGGCGGCGUCAUGAUCGCGCUCAUGCCGCCUUCCGAGGGUGGCCACCUUACCGCCUUCAUUGGACCUGGGACGGCGGAGCAGGUCAAGCAAGCAAAGGAAGAACUCCUCGGCCGUGUGCAGCGUGCUGAGGCUGGAGAG
This is a messenger RNA of Symbiodinium necroappetens, 768 nucleotides long. The record is from the annotation of a GenBank genome assembly. NCBI's taxonomy places the organism in Eukaryota, Dinophyceae, Suessiales, Symbiodiniaceae.